AGCAAUGAGCAUAGCUCGCUCCUCUAGAUUCUGCCCCUGCUGAGUGGAGCUUUCUCAUAUGCUCUCCAGUCUCUGUAUUGAAGAGUGGUUCUCGUGAUGCACCUCAUUUCGCUCCGUGGGAUCAAGGUCGCUGUUAAUACGCUAUGUAAUUAGCUCACCGUGCUAUAUAAGCUACGGCGUUCCUUCAUCGUCGCCUUUCGCUUUUUCCGAACGCCACGCUAACGCAGCAGUGUAUUACAAUGAUGGCCAAUGGAUGGAUCACCGCCGUGAUAGACACGAGAGUCGUUUGUUCUGGGAUUCUCCUAGUUAUAGUAGGUCUGCUAUGGGUUACAGGACGGCUCGAUGUUCGCAGGAGGAGGAUGCCUCCAGGGCCGAAGGGCCUUCCCUUUAUUGGGAACAAGCAUCAGGUACCCUCCGUCAAACCGUGGAGGACGUUUGAGAAAUGGAAUCAACAAUUUGGACCUAUCAUCUCGUUUUACUUGGGUAGGACGCCAGUGAUUGUCCUUGGUACUGCUCAGGCCGCCUGGGACCUGCUUGACAAACGUUCAGAUAUCUACUCCAGUCGGCCGCGAUUUGUGGUAGCAGGAGAGAUACUCUCAGCCAAUAUGCGAGGCCUUAUGCUACCGUAUGGAGACGAAUGGCGUAAAUGGAGAAAGCUUUUGCAUUCCGGCCUCCAUGCUCGGCGUGCAGAGUCAUACAGUGACAUGCAGUCGCUCGAGAGCAAGGUUACUUUGCGAGACAUACUAUUACAUCCUCACGAAUGGGACAUCAACUUUCAGAGAUUUGCUGCAAGUGUCGCAACUUCUCUAUCAUAUGGGCGGCGUGUCAAUAGUAUGGAUGAGUGGAUCGUAAAAGAGAACGUGGCUGCCAUGGAGUACCUAACUAGUGUCAACAUCCCCGGAAAAUACCUUGUCGAAUCGUGGCCCUGGCUUUUGAAGUUGCCGCGCCCUUUGCAAUGGUUUCGUCGCGAACCGGAGGCACAUCGCCAACGAGAUAUCAAACUAUACACUGCUCUUCUUGAAGAUGUCAAGAAACGGAUGGCCGAAGGCGCCUCACAGGACUGUCUUGCUGCGCAGGCUUUAGUCAAAGAAGGCUUCGGAUCUGGAUCAGAACCGAUGAAUCAGAAGGAGAAGGUGACUUUCUCUGAAUUGGAUGUUGCUUACACUGUUGCAUCUCCAUUUGGAGCCGGUAUUGAAACUACCGCUGGGACUCUAGCUACAUUUAUGCUCGCCAUGUUGCACAACCCGCAUGUCGCGAAGAAAGCCCAAGUAGAAUUGGACCAUGUGAUUGGACAGGACCGUGUUCCGAGUUUCUCGGACAAAGCUAGCCUGCCAUUUGUCCAAGCUAUUGUUGAUGAGUCUCUUCGGUGGAGGCCAGUGGCGGUUCUCGGAGGGACCCCGCAUGCGGUGAUCGAGGAUGAUGAGUACAAUGGAAUGUUCAUUCCCAAGGGCUCGACGGUGUUUGCCAAUCUGUCUGGCAUCAUGAAUGACCCAGAACUAUUCCCAUCUCCUGAGGAGUUCAUACCCGAACGUUUCCUCCCCAGCUCCCCAAUGUUCAAUGCCGAUCUGCGGCCUUUCGAUCUGCCAUUUGGAUUUGGCAGGCGUGUCUGUCCAGGGAUGCAUCUUGCUCGGAAUUCCUUGUUCAUCACCAUCAGCCGCAUCCUUUGGGCGUUCGAAAUCCUGCCAACAUUAGACGAAAAUGGGGCUGCGAUCUUGCCCGACUCGCACAACUAUACCGAUGGGUUUAACUCGCGGCCGAUGCCAUUCGAUUGCAUUCUGAAGCCCAGAAAUGAGAAGGUCUCCGAUUUGAUUCUGAGGGAAGGCGAAUCUGCCAUGGAGAGUCUUACCAGUUGGAGAUGAGCGAGCCUUUCUCGUUGAUGAAUCUCGAUCAGUACAGGGAGCUGCAAACAGCAACAUUGUUAUCCCAAUUAUUACCAUCUCAGACAAGUUAUGUGUAGGUUGUAUACAAAGUCACGAUAUCUAUGGCAGUUCCCGACUCGAACUUCCCGCGAACGUUUUCCCCAU
This is a messenger RNA of Somion occarium, 2024 nucleotides long. The record is from the annotation of a GenBank genome assembly. Lineage: Eukaryota; Fungi; Basidiomycota; Agaricomycetes; Polyporales; Cerrenaceae.